AUGGUGAACCCGCUGCGGCGCGACACCACCGCCGUGGUGGCGCAGCUGCACGACGCCGGCAUCCGCACCGUGAUGGUGACGGGCGACCACGCCGCCACCGCCGCCAGCGUGGCGCGCCUGUGCGGCAUGCUGUGCGCCAACCGGGCCGUGGCCACCGCCGACACGGCGUGCGGGGAGGGGCGGGUGCAGGACAGCGAGCUCGCGCUGCGCGGGACGGCGCCCGACGGCGCGCCGCUGCCCGGCGGCACGGAGGAGCUGCUGGCGGGGGUGGCGGCGGGGUCGCUGGCGGCGGCCGUCACGGGGCGCGGCUUUGAGAAGCUGCAAGAGGUUGGGCUGCUGGAGCCCUUCCUGCGCCACGCGGGCGUGUUUGCGCGCAUGUCCCCCGACGACAAGCGCGCGCUCAUGGAGCUGCUGGGCGACGGCGCCCUGGGCGAGGACGGCGGCGAGGUGGCGGGGCUGGGCCACCACGUCGGCUUCUGCGGCGACGGCGCCAACGACGUGGGCGCGCUCAAGGCGGCGCACGUGGGCGUGUCACUGUGCGAGGCGGAGGCGUCGGUGGCGGCGCCGCUGACCUCCAAGCGCCAGACCAUCGCCUGCAUGCCCGCGGUCAUCGCCGAGGGGCGCUGCUCCCUGGUCACCUCCUACAUCAUCUUCAAGUUCGUCAUCGUCUACGCCUUCAUACAGACCUUUGGCGUGGCCAUCCUGUACAGCUACGGCGGGUCGGUGGGCAACUACCAGUACCUGGGUGCCGGCUGA
Molecule: messenger RNA, 756 nt
Organism: Chlorella variabilis
Lineage: Eukaryota; Viridiplantae; Chlorophyta; Trebouxiophyceae; Chlorellales; Chlorellaceae
Exons: 4
Coding region: 1-756 (251 amino acids)
Cellular component (GO): membrane
Molecular function (GO): P-type transmembrane transporter activity; ATP hydrolysis activity; ATP binding
Source: RefSeq, a predicted model, not a curated record